Phaethon lepturus (White-tailed tropicbird) is the source of this 1236-nucleotide messenger RNA. Its product is annotated as la-related protein 6-like. Gene Ontology annotation, molecular function: mRNA binding. The transcript is spliced from 4 exons. Gene Ontology annotation, cellular component: nucleus. The coding region runs from base 1 to 1236 and encodes 411 amino acids. NCBI's taxonomy places the organism in Eukaryota, Metazoa, Chordata, Aves, Phaethontiformes, Phaethontidae. The record is from RefSeq and is a predicted model, not a curated record. Gene Ontology annotation, biological process: RNA processing.
AUGUCAUCACGUAGCUCUGGGGUGGCCGUGGGGCUUGGUUCCCAGCCCGGCUGCAGCACUCCUCUGCCAGUGCAAAGAAAUGCCUUCCCAGCACUGCAUGUCCUUUCGCCGCGGAGCCGCUCGUUUGCCCUGCUCAGCCAGAAGGACUUCAAAAGCUUCAAUGGGAGCUUCUGCGACACAAGUGAUGCUUUGGGGUCUGAUCUCUUGGAUGGCAACUACUCCAUCCCUGACUCGCAGUUGGUCCGGAGGAUUGUGUCCCAGGUGGAGUUCUACCUCUCUGAUGAGAACCUGGCCAAAGAUGCUUUCCUCCUGAAACAUGUCCAGAAGAACAAGAUGGGCUUUGUCAGCAUCAAACUGCUGACCUCCUUCAAGAAGGUGAAAUACUUGACGCGUGACUGGCGGCUCACGCUCUAUGCCCUGCAGUUCUCAGAGCUGCUGGAGGUGAAUGAGGAGGGCACUAAAGUGAGACGGCGGGUCCCCGUCCCCGAGUCCCUGCUGAGCAUCCCCCCCAGCAAAUUGCUGCUGGCCUGGGAGCUGCUGCCCCAGAAGCAGGACGUGCUGCCACCACUCCAGAAGAAUUUCCUUGAGACCAUCACAAGGAUGUUCAGCCCCUUUGGUGCCAUCGUCUCCAUCCGAAUCCUGCGGCCGGGCCGCAAGCUGCCCUCGGAUGUGCGGAAAUACACAUCGCGCUUCCCUGAGCUGCUGAGCAAGUGCUGCGCGCUGGUGGAGUAUGAGAGCCUGGAGAGUGCCCGCAGGGCCUUUGAGGACCUCGGCCACCAGAGCUGCCCGGGCAGCGAGAGCAUCAGGGUGGUCCGGCUCUGUGGGAAGGGCUCUAAGAAGAAACCUGGGGUGGAGAGGGAGAUGGUGGAGGAGCUGGUGGACCAGCCAAGUUGGAAAGUGCAGAUGGCAGCCACGACCUUCCCCUAUGGCCUCGGGGACUCCCUGUUCUGCAGCUCUCCAGAGUCAGAUGGUGCCCUGGCAUCACUGCCCCUCCUCCUGAACAAGGAACCCUCAGCACCUGCCUGGCCUGGUGGUGACUUCAAGCCCAACGACUUCGACAACACCUUCACCGGAUCACUGCUCACCAGCAAAGUCUUCCCUCCACUGGGGACAGCAAAGAGAGUACCUGAGCCCCCCGCUCUGUGGGAUGGGGUUCUUCACCUGCCUCACGGCCCCGAUGGCACUGAGGGCUUCUUCAGCAGCUUUGGGAGAGAAGAGAUUGUCCUCCAGCACUAA